CUCCUUAUACACUUGUUUGCGAAAGUUCCCGUGUUAAUUGUUCAUUACCCUGCAAUUUUGUUCUCUUAUCUUUUCUGAAAAUCCAUUCAUUUUGGGCUGUUGUUGUUGAGAUCAUAUCAUGGCUGGUGCACUUAUUGGUGGAGCUUUUCUUUCUGGCUUCAUUAACGUUGUUUUUGACAGGUUCCUUACAAAAGAUUCGGUCAACCUGAUCUUGGGCAAGAAGCUCGGCUCUGACUUGGUUGAGAGGCUGAAGAUUUCUCUGCAUGCUGCUGAAGCUCUGGUUGGUGAUGCUGAGUACAAGCAACUGGACAACCCAUCUGUGAAGGAGUGGCUCAACUGUCUGAGGGAUGCUGUUUACAUGGCUGAUGACUUGCUGAACGUUGUCCUCAUGAAAGCCGCCACUCGAAAGGAGGUACGUUCUUUCUGGUCCAUUAGCUUCCUCAACCCAGAUAGGGACAUGGUAGAUAAGAUGGAAGGGGUGGUUAGAAGGAUAGAAUUUCUUGAAAAACAAAAGGAUUUCCUUGGUCUGAAAGUGAUUCCCAAGGACAAUAACUUGGCAUGGAGAGCAUCCACAUCUCUGGUGGAGGGGAAUAUAUAUGGCAGGGAGGAUGAUCAACAAGCCUUACUCAAAAUAAUAAGUGACAACAGCGAAUCUCAGUUAUCUGUGAUCCCUAUUGUUGGCAUGGGUGGGGUUGGUAAAACAACCUUAGCUAAAUGGGUGUACAGUAUCAUAGAGGGAUUUGAUCUGAAAGCAUGGAUUUGCAUCUCUGAAACAUUUGAUGUUGCUGAUAUUACAAAGACAAUCAUAGAGGAAGUUACUAGAAGUCCUUGUACUCUUCAGAGUUUAAAUUCGCUUCAACUUGAAUUGAAGAGAAUCUUGUCGGAGAAGAAGUUUCUUAUUGUUCUAGACGACGUCUGGAGCGAUGAUGCUGAUAGCUGGAAGAAAUUUAAAACUCCUUUCCAUGGUGGGGCUAAGGGAAGUACAAUGCUUCUAACAACUCGCAUCAAAGAGGUUGCCUCAGUAGUUCAAACCUAUCCCUCUUACUUUCUUAAUGAGCUGUCGGAAGAUUAUUGUUGGCUAGUGUUUGCAGAUAAUUCAUGUUUUCUAAAGUCAAACGAGAACUCAACACUAGAAGAAAUUGGUAGAAAAAUUGUCAAGAAGUGUAAGGGGUUGCCAUUAGCUGCAGAAACUCUCGGGCGCUUGUUGCGAGGAAAGGAGGAUGUUAAAGAAUGGAAUGUUGUUUUAACAAGUGACAUCUGGGAAUUUUCUAUGAAAAAUAGUAAAAUUGUUCCAGCAUUGUUGAUAAGCUACUUCCAGCUCCCUGCCUAUUUAAAGCGUUGUUUUGUUUAUUGUUCGUUGUAUCCCAAAGAUUACGAAUUUGUCAAAGAUGAACUAAUCUUGUUGUGGAUAGCAGAAGAUCUUUUAAGGCCAUUGAAGAAAGGAGAAACUCUAGAAGAAGUUGGUCGGGAGUGCUUUGAUGAACUAGCUUCCAGACAUUUUUUUAAACAGCAUGAUCAUUUUUAUAAGAUGCAUGACCUAUUGCAUGACUUAGCAAUUUUUCUUGCUGGAGACUUCUAUUGUAGAUUAGAGCUUGGUAAUGUAGAAGCUAUGACUACUUUGACUCGUCAUUUGUCCUUUGAAAGCUUGAAUCAUCUGAUCUCAGAAAAUUUUGGUGCCAUUGAAUAUUUGAGGACAUUCAUGCGAGUUAAUUUCUUUUCUCAUUUAGACAACAAUGAUGGUGUAACAUUUAUCUUAAUGUCGAAGCUCAAAUAUUUGAGAGUUUUGUCAUUUUCUUUAUUCAAAGGACUUGAUGUAUUGCCUAAUACAAUAGGCGAAUUGACUUAUUUGCGUUACUUGAAUCUCUCCAAGACAAGUAUUAAAACGCUACCAGAAUCAUUGUGUGACCUGUACAAUCUACAAACAUUGAAGCUGGAUGAGUGUUCUAGUUUGACUAUGUUACCCAAUGGCAUGCAUAGGCUUGUUAAUUUGCGACAUCUAUGUAUUUGGAGAACUUGUUUAAAAGAAAUGCCAGGAGGAAUGAGCAAAUUGAAACAGUUGCACAUUUUACACCACUUUAUUGUGGGCAAGCAUGAAGACAAUGGAAUCCAAGAGUUGGGAGGCCUUUUAAAUAUCCAUGGAUCAUUUGGGAUUAAGAAUUUGGAGAAUGUUGUGGAUGUCAAACAAGCAAGGAGUGCAAGGAUAUUGGAUAAGAAGCACAUUGACCGCUUAGUGUUGAAAUGGUCUUCAAGCGAUGAUAUGGUUUCAAAUACACAAACUGAAAGAGAUAUACUUGGCACCUUGCAACCACACAAUGGGUUGAAAAUAUUGAAAAUCAAGGGAUACAGAGGUACAAUAUUUCCAAAUUGGGUUGGACAUUAUUCAUACCAAAAUAUGACUGGUGUAUGUUUGGAGUCUUGUAACAAUUGUUGCAUGUUGCCUUCACUUGGACAGCUUCCAUCUCUUAAGGCUUUGCGCAUUGAAGGUUUUGGUAGGCUCAAGAGUGUUGGAAUGGAGUUUUACAAGAAUGAAGGAGAUCAUCAUUCUUCUCCUAUUGCACCGUUUCCUGCACUCGAGACAUUGGAGUUUUGGAGUAUGCCAUGUUGGGAGGUGUGGCACUUAUCUGACUCAGAAGCUUUUCCUCAACUCAAGAACCUUCAAAUAACAAACUGUCCAAUGCUAAAGGGAGAUAUGCUUAAUCACUUAUUCUUGAGAAUAGUUUCUUCCUUGUUGGAUGCUUCCAAAGUUCACAAACUAGAUAUAUCAGAAGAUCAUGAAGGAUGGUCUCGAUUGGUGUCACUUAAGGGAGAUACUUUAUCAAUUAAGGGAUGUGAAACUGUGGUGGAGUCUGCAUUUAAGGCAGUUAGCAUCAACCGCCUAACUUGCAUACAAGAAAUAAGAAUUUCACAUUGUUCGUUUGCUGUAUCCUUUCCUGGCAACUGUUUACAUAAAUCUUUGCAAAAGCUGACAAUCUGGCAUUGUGAAAAACUGGAAUUCCCACAGCAACAGCAGCAGAAGUAUGAUUUGGUAGAGCUACAAAUACACUCCAGCUGUGAUUCACUGGAUGCCUUUCCAAAUCUGAAGACUCUCAAGAUAUCAGGGUGUGAGAAUCUGGAAUCAGUUUCAAUAUCACAGCCACCACACACUGCUCUUCAACAUCUCUCCAUCCAUCAAUGCCCCAAAUUUGUGUCAUUUACAGGAGAAGGACUGGCUGAACCCAACUUGACUCAUUUCGAAGUUAACUUGUGUGACAAGUUGGAGGCAUUGCCGAGUGACAUGAAUUCUCUUCUCCCAAAUUUAGAUUCUAUCAACAGCCGGAAAAUUUGUAGGCUGCCAGAUGGUGGUUUGCCGCCUAACUUGAAGCAGCUUAUUGUCAACAAACAACUGAGGGGUCUAUCGUCGAUGGGCAACUUCGACACCCUCACUCAUCUUACCAUUCAGGGUUAUGUUGGUGUGAGGUCAUUCCCAGAGGUAGCUUCUCUGCCUCACCUUCCCUACCUUAUCACUUUGCGUCUGUAUUGGUUUCCAGAUCUCGAGUCAUUGGAGUGCAACCAGCUUCUCUGCCUCUACUCCCUUCAGAAAUUAAAAAUUGGAUGGUGUCCAAAGCUGGAGAAUAUGACAGGAGAAAAGCUGCCUCCCUCUCUCUCACUAUUUAAAAUUAAACACUGUCCUUUGUUGGGAGAACACUUCAAGAACAAGCAUCAACAACUUUGGCCCAAAAUUUCCCACAUCCUUACCAUUAAAGUUGAUGAUGAACAAAUUUUCUGAAUAGAGAUUUCUAAGCAGGUAGCUUGUGCAUAAAUCAAGAUGUAAUCCUAUACAUUGGUUAUAUAUCUUUGCUUAAUUCUAAGUUCAUUUAAGGUGGCAAGCUGGAUUAAUGUGUUGUGAACCAGAAGCUGUGUUUUCUGAUUUUGGCUUCAUGCUAGUAUCUAAACUAGAAUGAACAGGAAAGAAAACAAAGGAAAGAUGGAGAAAGUUGGAGUGACACCUAUCACUGAAAAGUUUCUGUUGUUGAGAUGUAUCUGUGUCCAUACAACAUGCUAUCUGAAUUUUGGUGACAUGUUGCACCGUGUCUAUCCUUAUCAUCAGCAAUAACUAGAAGAGUAAGUUGGGAUUUUUGCCUUCAACUGCUUGAUGGAUUUGUACCUCUAAGUUCAACAUUAUUAGUUAUUAUGUUGUAUGAUGAUAAACAUUAUUUUUGGAGCAGAUUAAAUGUGUGUCAUUGCCUUGAUGUAACUGCAUUUUUUUCCCUAUUGUUUUAGAAAUAUUUAAUGGAUGACUUGGAUGUGCCUUGCACAUUUCCAAGAUUGAUAGUUGAGAUAUUAGUGUCACUCUAAACAGAUAAGUAUUAUUUCUCUAAUUUAAAAAUGUAGAAAACCGUAUUAUUACCUUGGUCGUUACUCAUGCAGCAGUUGAAACCUUCCUCAAACUUGCAGUUUUGUUGCAUCUCUCAGACUUAAAGACACACAAAUAAAAAACUCCAAAUCAAAUCCAAAAUCAAGGAUAAAAACUAAAAAAAUAAACAUUAA
Molecule: messenger RNA, 4527 nt
Organism: Arachis stenosperma
Lineage: Eukaryota; Viridiplantae; Streptophyta; Magnoliopsida; Fabales; Fabaceae
Product: putative disease resistance protein At3g14460
Exons: 3
Coding region: 119-3766 (1215 amino acids)
Biological process (GO): defense response to other organism
Molecular function (GO): ADP binding
Source: RefSeq, a predicted model, not a curated record